AUGGAACUGGAGUGGCCGCAGGUCGAGCCAGGUGUACUGGCAUUCCUUCAGCGGGUCUUUGGAAGGCCAUGGCGGUUGGAGGCAGCAUUUGAUGAUGACCAGGACUGCGGCGAUCUUCUUAGAUCUGAGUUCCCACACAUGGUUGAUGAGGAGUUACGUGACUCUGUAGCCAUCUUGAUGAAUUGGAAGGUGGAUUCAGAUCGGCCUCUCAAACGUUUCAGAAAGGAAUUGGUUUCUUCUGCACUCUUUGUUUUGCCCCAGCCAAAUGUUCUCAACUUGCAUGACGAGUUUCAGAGAUUGACGAAGACCAGCGUUCAGUGCAUCUUGGAGAUGCAUUCGAAGCGCAAACAGCGGAAAUAUCGUGAAGAUCCACCUGAUGUGAGGUCCAAGAGGUUUGAAACUGAGAGACGGAAGUAUUCACUUCUGUUGGCACAGGUGAUGAUCAAUGCGAAGCUACCUGUGGUGGACCUCAUCACCACGUUGGAUGACCCUGGGGCGGCCUGGGUGCAUAUCUUCGCUGCACGCCGUGCCAACACGUUGAAGGCACGAUACAAAAUUUGGAAGCCCUUUGAGCGUUGGUUGGAGCUCCACAGGGGAUAUUUGUUCCCGGAGUCAGUCAAGGAUGUCAUUGACUAUGUUCAGCAUCGUGUGGACGAUGGAUGUGGUCGCACCAUCCCAGAGUCUCUUAGCGUCACAUUAGCGAUGCUGGAGCAGUUGGGGAGGGUGCCAGAUGUGAUGAGAAUUUCAGAUGACCCUUUGUGGAAGGGACAUGUGAAGUCACAGCAGAGCUUUGUGAGGCGGUCUGGUCUUGGAUGGGAGCUGAUGCAACAUGUCCUGCUGCUUCCUGAUGGGCUUCAGAGUUUCUUUUCAGGUCACAGCUCACGCAACUUUGUGACAUCGGUGGCAGCAGUGACAGGUUUCUCUCGAGACGAGAGGGCUUUUCUUGGUCGGUGGUCCAUGGGUAUGGUUGCAUCGGAAGAAUACGUGAGGACAUCCAGGCAGGUGGUGUUCAAGAUUCAGAAGGCUGUCAAUCGCUGCUUGGUUGAUGGCACCAAUGGGCCUUACUUUGAAGACGAGCCCAUUCAGCGGCUGUGUGAUGCAGCUGAAGUGACAGGUGCAAAUCCCAAUCGUAUUCGGAAGCGCCACACUGUCUUGGGUGACUGGUCAGGGAUUCAUUCACUUGGUGGAAUUUUUCCAACAUUGGAGGUGGCUGAUGGUGACUGGCCAGAACUUGAUGGAGAUGUCAGCGGGGACAUUGAGCUUGCUGACAAGGUCGCCACCCUGGCACAGAAAGAGGCUCUCUGCGGUGAGAGCACCACCAAGUACUUUGUGACCAUUUCCAGGAGGACAUGCUUGAGGCGUUUGCACCUCAGUGGCUGCUUUGUGAAGCCAGACAGGUGUUGCGAAGUGGUCUAUUUGGACCAAGUCAACAGUGACGAUUUUGACACUGUUUGUCAAGGAUGUAAAAAGAGGAUGUUGACGGAGUGUGGAAAGGAGCAAGGGGAUCAAUCUUCCUCGACGGCUUCUUCGUCGUCAACUGCAUCAGGCAGUGACGCAGGUGGAGAGGACCCACUUGAGGUUGGAAUUGCCCGUCACUAUGGGAAUCUUAGGAAAUUCAGUGCCUUGGGAGACGACAGGGCCGCGAUCAGGACUGCUUGUGUACAAGAUUUUGCAAUUCCACAGGACACACCUGAAAGGCGGUCACAGAUUGCAUCAAUAGUAGCUGCAUGGGAGACUGCUAAAGAGUACCUCUCUAAAGAGGUUGAGUUGAAGGCGGAGGCGAAGGUAUUGGGUCAGCCCCGAGUGUUACAGAUUCAUGAGAGACAGGCCAUGCUCAGAGCUGUUGAGGCGAUUCAUGGAACACUUGGGGACCAGGAAUGCCCAUCCACUGACUAUCUUUCGAUCAAGGCGGAGGAGACCGAGUGCAAUGAGCCAACAGCUGCACCCUUAGACGAAAUCCUUUCAAAGCAUUCCUCCACGAACGCACAGAUUCAGUCAGCAGUUGAUUCCUCUGGGCAUAUCAGGGUCACCAGGACGAAAACUAAGGGUAAGAUGCCAUCUACGACGGAGGAAUACCGGAGGACAAUGAAAAUUGAGAUGUACUCUUGGUUAUGCAUGGCUUCAAGGUAUCGGGCAAAACACUGGUUACAUGGAUUGACUGCCGAGCCAUUUUUGAAGUUUACUGAGUACAUCUUGGGGGAUCGUGUAUUUGGAAUCCAGAUACCAUCGGCUUCAUCUGAAACAUUACAACAGAAGGUGAAACCUGAUUGGACAGUGGUGCUUGCCUACGAGCACAAGUUGAGGAAGGAGGCCAUGAAAAGAGUUUUGGAAGGAUACACAUUGGCUGAGUCGUUGCUUGCAGUGAUCCGUGAUCCUGAUUUGAAAGAAGCUUAUUUCACGACGCCGGUGGCCCUCAAGGCGGCAUUGUCAGAGACUCAGAGUCAGCCUCACAAGUGGCCACGUUACAACAGCAAGGGUGGACCCCAGAUGGACGUGAGUUGUGUUUUGCAUGGAACAGUUCUGACUGCGACGGGUCUUGUGGUAGGGUCCAUCAAUGCAGGGUCAAAGGAUGCUAUGGCAGAUGGUUGUGCAGCCAAUCCCAGCGAGGCUGCACAUGUUGACAAAACAGAGCAACUUCCGCUUUUGAGGGUGGUUUACCUGUUUGCUGGGAAGCGUCGCCAUUCUGAUAUUGCGGCAUUCUUGAAGAAGGUCGAUGAGGCCAACACCUUUGUUGACAGGUGCAUUAAGGCAUGUCACAUUGUCGCUGAGGCUGAAGGACACUUCAUUUUGGAACAUCCUGAGGACCUUGGCACUGUAGAAGGUGAACAGCCGGGGUCGAUAUGGCAGUGGCCUGAGGUUUUGGAACUUAUUCCAGCAUGUGGGGCGACAUCAUUUGCAAUUCAUCAAUGCAAGUUUGGUGCACCGACUCCUAAACCUACACGUUUCAUGUCCAACAUGGAGGUUCAGGAUGCUAGAUGUCUUAUUGCUUUGCCAAAGUUUGACAAGCUUGGUUACUACAAGGGACCGCUCCCAAAGCAGUGCGGUCAUGUGCACACCCACAAGCUUAUUGGUAGGACUGCGACACAGUGGAACACGAGUCCGAGUGCAGCAUACCCAGCAAGGCUUUGCCAAUUUCUUGCUGAUUUGAUCCUUAAUGCUAGCGCAUCCUACGGUGGGGGCGUGAAGGACAAAUCCAGAAAGAGGGCCAUAGACACUUCUUCUGCAGAGGCUCCACAACCACCAGCUAAGAGGCCCAAUUCUUCUGCAGCCCAGGGGGAGCAUGGAACAACUUACAACAACAACGGGGAACUUGUUACAGCUUACAACAACACUGGCGAUACUGGUGGACAACAGGUGGACGAAGGGCCAAUGGCCAUAGCAAGCGAGGUUCAGUUCGACAUGGCUGCAUGUGGAAACGCGGGCAGGCCCAUUUCAGUUGAGUGGGAUAGGACUCACAAGGAGUUCACUGACGGAUUUGGUCUUUGCAGCCCAACACGUUGGAAACCAUCUCAGAGAGGUGUCCACAGGUCUGAGGUGAUGAAACAACUGGCAGAUAACACAUUUGCUAUCCUGGAGGAAGCAGUGAUGGUUGCAAUUCCUGACGUCCGCAGGGAAGCGUUUAGACUGGUUACUGGGAAGUUGGAUGGAUCGCCUUUUUCAGAUGAGCUUUUGGCUGGAGUCCGGUCUAAGUGGUUUUCUUUACUUGCAGAUCCUUUGGACGCAGCAGUCAGGGACGAGGGGCAGCCAUUUUACCUUAGAGCGUUGUCACAGUGGCUCAAAGUUUUCGAUGACCCUGAUUGCAAGUGGUUGGUGGACGAAAAAGAUUCAUUUUCAACUGGCGUUUGUUUGGGUGUUGAAAAACCAUUGCCAAGAUCACCACAGGUGUGCCGGCCGAAAUUGAAGCAUCGGCGCUUAGAUGAUACGGAGUUUGCUGCAAUUGCUCAGAACUAUCCUUCGGCUCAGAUUUCAUCGAAGGAACUCGAAGAAAAGUUUCAUGAGGAGGAGGCACUUGGUCGGAUGCACCCGACGAAGCUGGGGGUACUCCGGCAGCAGUAUGGAGACAGAGUCAGGGUAGCAGCAAUGGCCGCUAUACAGAAACCCGAUGGAACAGUUCGUCCCCUUCACGAUGCGACACAUUCUGUGAUGGUGAACCAUGCCAUUAAGUACCAGGACAAGAUCGAUUGCCCUGGUCCUGCUGAGAUAGCCUCGGUGGUGAGGGAGACUGCAGAAUCACAGGAAGCACCGUUUUGCGUGAGUGCAGAUAUACGGGCAGCUCAUAGACUGGUCAAAGUGAGAGCCUGUGACUGGGGCUACAUGUGUUGCAAGGCAGACUCCAAAUCGGAGACGAUCUGGGUGAACAGGACGGGGACGUUUGGGAUCUCCAGCGCACCUUAUUGGUGGUUCAAGCUGGCGGCACUGAUAGGGAGGUUUGUUGGUUUCCUUUUUCAACAACGUUGGCUCAUGCACAUGAUUUAUGUUGACGACCUCCAUGGAGUAUUUACUGGGGAGAGGAAGUUCCUCUGGCUAUGGAUUUGGUUGCUUGCUUUUGAGAUGACAGGCGUGCCGUUUGGAUACCACAAAUUCAAAGGGGGGUUCUCAUCAGAGUUCGUUGGAUUUCAGAUUAGAUAUGAUUUGACUGAAGUCGGGAUAUCCCCGAAGCGCGGCGAUUGGAUUGUGCAAUGGGUGAACAAGGCAUGUCAGAACAAUUUUGUGGUUCAGGCGCGUGAUUUUUCAGAGUUUUUGGGGAGGCUUGGAUUUAUUGCCCAACUGCUGACAUGGGUAAAGCCUCACCUUGCCCCGCUGUUUUCCUGGGCAGCUGUGACGGCGGCUGGAACGGUAUGUCGUUUGCCGGAGACGGUGAUCAUCACGUUGCACUAUCUGCGCAAUGAAUUCUUGAGAGAAACCUUUUUGGUAUCUGCCAGAAGACCAGUACGAUUUCAUGAGGAUCAAUUCAGAACUGAUGCAAAGUGCACUGAUACCUUUGUAGUGUUGGCAGGUUGGGAGUUGAAGACCAGACGAUGGUUCGCUUUGAAGCUUGGCCCUAAGGAAGUUCCUUACCUUUUCAAACCUGACAAAGGAUCACAAUGGGCGUCAACCUCAGCAGAAUUGUUAGCAUCGCUCACAGCCCUUCACUUAUUUGGGUGGCUGAAGGAACAGAAAGAGAGGAGAGAUAUUGAAGUCUCCCUUUUUGGGGGGACAGACAACCGUGCGAACGAGUCACUGACAGAGAAGCGUUCCACUACGAAGUGGCCACUGAUGGGGAUUAACAUGCAAUUGUCAUCCUCUCUAUCAAGAUCGAGGCUGAGUUUGGGAUUGAGGUGGAGGCCGAGAGAAGAAAAUGUGGAAGCAGACCAAUUAACAAAUGAGGACUUCACAGGCUUUGAUGAGAGUCUCAGAAUUGAUGCUUGCUGGGACGAUUUGCAAUUUAAGGUCCUUGAGGACUUGGUUCAGACGAGGGAGUCCUUCGUGCUGGAAAAGGCCAGGGCCAAAGAAAUGGCUGUGCGUGCCCCGAAGGUCAGACCGAAGAAGUUUGACAAAUCACCAUGGUGA
Messenger RNA from Cladocopium goreaui, 5550 nucleotides. The record is from the annotation of a GenBank genome assembly. Lineage: Eukaryota; Dinophyceae; Suessiales; Symbiodiniaceae.